Messenger RNA from Nannizzia gypsea CBS 118893, 900 nucleotides. RefSeq lists its product as hypothetical. The record is from RefSeq and is a predicted model, not a curated record. Lineage: Eukaryota; Fungi; Ascomycota; Eurotiomycetes; Onygenales; Arthrodermataceae. Bases 1 to 900 code for a protein of 299 amino acids. Gene Ontology annotation, biological process: biosynthetic process. The transcript has 3 exons.
AUGGACUUUGAUCUCUGCUUUACUCUCGUUCAACCGGCGCCAGAUGGCUAUGAGUCCGCCGUUCCCUUGGUUCUGAUCCACGACGGCGGCGGAACAAGCGUCAACUACUACUACCUACACUCCCUUGACCGCGCCGUCUACGCCAUCCAGAACCCCAGCUUCUACUCCGGAGAGCCCUGGGAAGACGGCAUCCCCGAGAUGGGAGCGACCUACGCACAGCUCAUCCAGUCUCACGUCCCGUCCGGCCCAAUAUUGCUUGGAGCAGGCUGGUCCCUGGGCGGCAUGAUAUCGCUGGAAAUCGCCAGCAUAUUCUCGAGACAGUCUUCGAAGCUGCGGGUGCUCGGAAUCGUGAUGAUCGAUAGCGUAUAUCCGUUUACCCCAAAGCCAGCGGGCCGAACGAUUGUCCCACAUAAGCUGCAGUUUGGGAAAUAUACAAAGCCUGAGACACAGCGGCUUUCCUCAACUUGUAUGGCACAAGCCGUCGAAAUGGCGCAAACCUGGACGAUGCCCGUCUGGCGGGGCUGCUCUGACGAAACGAAGUAUAGCCGUCGAGCGGUUCUUGAAAAGGAGCUGUCUCAGAAGAUGAGGACAAAACAUCCAGAGAUCGACGAGUACGUUGAAAUUCCGCGCGAGGAGCUCGCUUCCCUGCCACAGACGAUCCUCCUCCGUUGUAAUGAGACGGUCCCGGUUUCUACACCGGAAGAUCCGAGUGCGAUAUGUCGAGUCGACGUGGCUCGUGAGUUAGAGAAGCUCGGCUGGGAGCAGUACGGCUAUGACUUUAUCUCAGCAGUCCUUCAGAUUCCCGGCCAUCAUUUUAAUAUAUUCUUUGAUGAAUAUCUUGAUGACCUCACAUCUCGUAUCAAAGUGGCCUGCAGAAUGUUAGAAAGAUCCAACAUCUAA